Molecule: messenger RNA, 3760 nt
Organism: Rhinichthys klamathensis goyatoka
Lineage: Eukaryota; Metazoa; Chordata; Actinopteri; Cypriniformes; Leuciscidae
Gene: ubn2b
Product: ubinuclein 2b
Exons: 15
Coding region: 287-3529 (1080 amino acids)
Cellular component (GO): nucleus
Source: RefSeq, a predicted model, not a curated record
GCUGCCUCAUCCUGUAUUUACUGCUACUGAAAAUGGCCGCUACAUAUGCUGCCGAGAUUUCACAGAGAGAAACAAAAACUACUUUUACAAUCGACUAAAUGAAACGGAUUCGACUCGAAUGCUGCGAGGAAAUAUUAUAUAAUUUAAAACGGACAUCAUUUCGUUUCGUGUCAGCAUUAAACUGUUGUUUAAUAGUGUGAGCGCUAAUCUUAGCUCAAGCUAACAGUCAGGAGCGCGCGCGUGCACGCGCGUGUGUGUUCGGGCUCGAGCAGAACCGGAGAGUCCAAUGGCUGACCCGAGAAAAGUGCCGUUCGUUACCCUCGCCUCGUUCAGCACCACACCGGUGGCAACCGAGUCAAAGAAACGCCGACGGGAGGACGAAGAGAAUGAACCGAGUCCCGGUGUCACCGCCCCGGGGGUGUUCGGUGCCGGGAAACCGGCAACGGAACCCGGAGAACCCAAACGUACCGUCCGCCUGAACCUGAGCCUGUCAGAACCGAGUGAACAGAAGUCAGCGGAGUUCAACUACGGCGAGCUGGUCCACUCGAGCCUGCAGGUGAGGAAAGUUCCUCAAGGUCUCAAACCUACUCUGGAUCCCAGCGACCCGUUCGCAGACGAAGACAAGGAACGGCAAGAAGUCGAGGCACUCGCCAGGAAGUUUGAGAGCAAAUAUGGAAACACUGUUGUUAAGAAGAAGCGACGAGACCGGAUGCAGGAUCUCAUCGAUAUCGGUUACGGCUAUGAUGAAACCGAUCCGUUUAUCGACAACUCCGAGGCUUACGACGAACUCGUUCCUGCGUCCCUGAGCACUAAACUCGGCGGUUUCUACAUCAACACCGGCACGCUUCAGUUCAGGGCCGCGUCCGAGUCGGAGGGAGAGGGCGGAGGGAAAGACUCCAAUCACUUCAAGAAGGAUGGAGAGGAGCGGGUGAUUAAGAGAAGGAAAAAGAAGCAGGACGGCUGCCUGGAGGAGAAGAAACCCAGGAAAUUCAAAGUACCCAAGCCAGGCGUGUCGGCUCUGAACCGGCCGGAGAAGAAGAAGAGGAAGAAGCUGAUGAAGGACUCUCUGUCUCUGGCGGCCAUGAUCCGUCGCUUCAGCCGCGAGAAAGAGGAGAUCCGCAAGAAGCACCCGGCGUCGGUCGUCAAGCUCGUCCGCGCGCAGCCCAACGCUGCCGCCGUCGCCCCCAGCAACGACCUCUCCAUGGCCGACCUGACCUCUGACCCGGCGAUGAUGUCACUGCUGGGCGGAGCCACGGAGAACGACAUGUUGCAGGAGCUGAUGGGCGACCUGGACUUCGGGCUGCUGGACUCCCCUCAGCCGGCGAGUCCCGGGCAGAGCGAGAACGGCUCCCAGAAGCCCGGAGUCGCGGGUCGGGUGCAGAAGACGGGGCUGGUGCCGCCACCGCCGCUUCCCAGCAGCCUCCCUGCUCCGCUUAUCAAGCGCAUAGAGGACCUGCGGGCGGCGUCUCGUCAGUUUGAUAUGGAGGGCAGGAAGAAGUUUUUCACGCUGGACAUGAACAACAUCCUGCUGGAUAUCGAGCUGCAGGUGCAGGAACAGUCUGCCUCUGUGCGCGCCGCCGUCUACACUCAUCUGGAGGCGUUCGUGCCGUGUAAUAAAGAGGCUCUGCUGAAGCGGCUGAAGAAGCUGAGUCUGAACAUUCAGGACGACCGGCUGCGGACGCCGCUGCUCAAACUCAAGCUGGCCGUGUGCAGCGUCAUGCCGGAGCAGAUCGCUCGAUACAACAUGGACUGCAUGGCCAGAGUUGCCAAGCAGCAGACCGAAGACGGCGACAGAAACGGCUCAGAGGAGGAAGACGAUGAGAAGCCAGGACGAAGAGUGAUGGGACCCAGGAAGAAAUUUGUAUGGGAUGAUAAACUCAGGACUCUGCUGUGUAAUCUGGUGCGGGUGAAGCUGGGCUGCUACGUGCUGGAGGCUCAGAGCUCACUCUCGCCUGAGGAUUACCUGAAGGUCUUCAUGGAGACGGAGGUCAAACCGCUCUGGCCCAAAGGAUGGAUGCAGGCCAGGAUGUUGUUCAAAGAGAGCCGAAUAGCUCACAAUCAUCUCACUGGAAACACAGUGAAGAAGCGGAUGUUACCGACCCCCAAAGCCAAACCCAAGCCUCAGGACAGUGGUGUUCUCCAGCGGCCGGCCCUCUCCGUGGACCCCACCCCCCCUCCCCCCGCCGUCCCGCGCGGGCCGUCCCCGCCGGAGCCCAUCUGCCUGUCGGACUCUCUGGACGAGGACCUGACGGCCCCGUCGCUGGACUCCAUCUCUCACGCUCUAGCCAUGCUCAGCAGCGUCGCUAAAGGCCUGGUCCAGUCCGACAGCCCGCCGUCCACCGACCCUCCCAAACCGGCCCAGUCGCUGCACACGCCGUCGCCACACCUGGCCAAGAAGAGCGCCAACACCCUCCCGCCUCACUCUCCCAGCAUCCUCUCCUCCUCGUCUGCGUCUCCGGUCGUUAAAGGAGUGAGUGUUUUAUCCCAGGUUCAGAGGCCUUCGGUUAUUCCCGCUCAGCGACCGACUGUGACUCCGCCCACGAAACUGGGCGUGUCCCAACCGAAGCCCCGCCCACCUCCCACAUCAUCGCCUCUUCACGCUCCUCAAAAGAUUCCGGCAAAAUCAGUGGUCGCCAUGUCAACGGGUAUCAUCAAAACAAGCAAUAACAGCUCAUCGCCGCAUUCGCGCGCACUUCUCACCACUUCCUCGCCGUCGCUCAUAAACGUUAAAACCGCUCAGCCUUUCCACGUGACCGUGACGCCGCAAGCUAAAAAACUUGCGCCCCACGAGUUGCCCAAACCGGGCUUCAUCACGCCCAUGCAGGCCACGCUCACCAAAUCGCCACACAACCCCAGCUCAAACAUCAUCAAGCUCACUCCCACCGGCCCGCCCGUCUCCAGGCCGCCCACGUUACCCAGCAUGCACCAGCACGCCUCUAAGAACCAGGGCUUCCACGCGGGGUUCAUCGCCGGCGGUUACAGCUCCCCCGUGGGGCAGAAGAAUUCCUCUCAGGGCAACAACAUCUCCAGCCUCACCACGACAACCACAGCUGUUGCUAAGCAGCCGGUGACCAGCGCCUCGCCCGUGGCAGGCACGGCCAAUCACAGCCAGCGGCACAGACAAGUGGGCGGAGCUAAUCAGGGGGUGAAGACAAUCACAUCGGUGUCUACGGCCGCAGCGACUCAGCUCACACAGGUGUCGCCCGCCGCCAGCGCUCUGCUCAGUUCGGCCGGCCCGUCUCUGCCUCUGGGUUUCGGGAUGUUGGGAGGACUGGUUCCCGUCUCUCUCCCGUUCCAGUUUCCAAACCUGCUGAAUCUUCCUUCAUCUGUGGUUUCCACGGCGACCUCCGGCGUCUCGACCAAUCCCAGCAGCUCAGGGUUCAACCUUCCCCAGAGUGAGUCGCUCUUCACACAUGUGUUAAAGGGUCUCAUGUCAGGGGCUCAGGCUGCUCUGCCGCCACACUUGCAGCUGGCUUUCUCAGAUGUCAAUCAAACGCAGGGUGGAGACUUGCAGAGGAAGUCCUUAUGACAUCACAGAGCUCCCGACCGCUGGCCGAUCCAGUGCUGACUGACUCCGCCCACUUUUAUGCAUGAUCUGCUGGCUGUCCAAUGAGACGGAACUGUUUUUAUACGCAUUUGAAUAUCAUGAAUAAUGAAUUAGUUUGAAUAAUGAUGCGUCAGUUGUACAUAUGUAUCAAUGUUUACACAGACAGACCUAAUCACUGUGGACGGGGAGGGAAACGUGUGUGUGUGUGUGUGU